Molecule: messenger RNA, 3756 nt
Organism: Monascus purpureus
Lineage: Eukaryota; Fungi; Ascomycota; Eurotiomycetes; Eurotiales; Aspergillaceae
Source: the annotation of a GenBank genome assembly
AUGGCAAAGACAUUGAGACUGGGUCUGCUCCUUGUAGGCCCAGCCCUCAAUGUUAUGGCUAGUGGUAUACUCUCACCAACUGUUGCUGGCACAGAUCCCCCCCUGCCUCCUGGAAUGCCACAGCCACUCACUCUUGUUAUGGGGAGUAAUGCCUAUGAUAAAUGGGAAACAGUCCCUCGUAAUUUUGAUAAGUUGGGUUUUGUUCCUGAGGGAGCUGUUUACAACAGCAACACCGACGAUUACUGGUUAUCUGUACAUGGAAGUGCUGGUGUGAUGCCAUUUGCCCCAUCUGACUAUCAGUUCUUUCGCAACGUCAAAGAUUUCGGAGCUGUGGGUGAUGGCAUCACGGAUGAUACCGAGGCAAUUAAUCGAGCUGCUGCUACCUAUGGGCUUCACAACCAGACUGUACGACGUUGUGGUCUGGGCUGUGGCUCUACCACGACUCAAGGAGCCCUCGUGUACUUCCCUCCAGGCACCUACUUGGUUAGCUCACCGAUCAUCCAGUACUACUAUACGCAGUUCGUUGGGAAUCCAACCAGAAAGCCAACAAUCAAGGGUUCCCACAACUUUACUGGUAUUGCUCUGAUUGAUACAAACAUGGAUAUCCCUGAUAGCAACGGCAAUCAGUGGUAUAUCAGUCAGAACAAUUUCUAUCGCCAAAUCCGGAACUUUGUCUUUGAUAUGACGGCAAUGGACCGGAUCCGUCCAGACAAGGAUGAUGAAGUCCAUGUCCCCACGGGCAUCCAUUGGCAGGUUGGCCAGGCAUCGAGUAUUACUAAUUGCGACUUUCAAAUGUCUCCAUCAACCGCAAAUCAGACAGCUACUGCCGUAGGUAUCUUCAUGGAAUCUGGGACUGGCGGGUUUGUCUCCGACCUGACCUUUUCCGGAGGGAAUAUCGGUUUUGUCGCCGGUGGUCAGCAGUUCACUGCCAGGAACCUGCAGUUUAGCUCAUGCGGAACGGCUAUCAAGCACCUCUGGAAUUGGGGGUUUAAUUGGAAGGGCAUAUCUGUGUCAUCUUGUAACAUUGCAAUCGACACCACUACAUUCUCAGGGGCAGUAAGAUCACAGGGCAUAGGCUCUAUUUCCGUUAUCGACUCCCGGUUCAAAGGAGUCCAACAUGCGAUUACCGUUUCCGAAAAGCACAACCAGCGCCCUAACAUCGUGCUUGAUAACCUCCUUGUCCAGGAAACGCCUAUAGUUAUUCUUCCCUUGGGUGGACCUGCUAUUUUAAAUGGGUCAGAUAGCCCUCUUUUCUUUAAUUCGUGGUCCAGUGGCUAUAUAGUCGGACCAGACGGAGUAGGGAUACUUAACUCUGGAUUUAUGGAUCCUACCCCGAGCAAGCCCGCCUCACUGCUAUCUGAAGAUGCAUACUUCACCAAGUCAAGACCGAAUUAUGAGAAUGACAAGCCUAUCGUGGUAACUCACAAUGGGAUUUCCAACAACGCCACGGGCGAUCAGACGGAUGCCAUCAAUGCCCUGCUCUCAGAGAAUGUCGGGUCACUUAUAUACUUUCCCGCAGGCAUUUACCUUGUCAAAGGAACACUCAAAAUCCCUGUAGGCAGUCGCAUUACCGGAUCUGGCUGGAGUCAGAUCAUGGCCACUGGUUCCUAUUUUGAGAAGGCCGAUGACCCAAAGGUCGUUGUCCAGGUAGGUAAUAAGGGCGACAGGGGUACUGUUGAAAUCUCCGAUAUUCUCUUUACCGUCAAGGGUGCGAUGGCAGGUGCCGUCUUGGUGGAGUGGAACGUCCAUGAAGAUACUCAGGGCAGUGCUUGCAUGUGGGACAGCCACUUCCGUGUCGGCGGUGCCACUGGUACCGACUUACAGCUAGCAGAUUGCCCUGCCGGUUCCCAGAAAGCGCGCUGUAUGGCUGCAUCGUUGAUGUUUCACAUCACCUCAAGGGCGUCCGGAUACUUUGAGAACGUAUGGGCAUGGGUGGCAGAUCAUGACCUCGAUAACCCCCUCAAUUCGCUCGCCAUCGAGACGGACGCUGGCAUCCCGCACAAUGUCCAGACUCACCUCGCCGUCUUUGGGGCGCGUGGAAUCCUCGUCGAGUCGCGAGGACCAACAUGGCUGUACGCUUCCACGAGCGAACACUCGCAGCUGUAUCAAUACCAGAUUUUCAAUGCCUCCCACAUCUACCUCGGCCACGUACAAACGGAGACGCCCUAUUACCAGCCCAAGCCCAAUGCUCUGGCGCCGUAUAUGCCCGGCUUCGGUGGAUUCCCAUUUGAUCCGCUGUUCGACGAUUGCGCUGACGAUUUGUGCAAGGGAGCUUGGGGUUUACGACUGCUGAACUCUUCAGAUAUAUUCAUCUACUCGGCAGGCCUGUAUUCAUGGUUCCAGCAUUUUGACCGAAGCUGCAUCAGGACUGAGACAUGCCAGCUUUCUCUCAUCCAGACGGACUACGUAACGGGUCUGUGGCUUUACAAUAUAUUCACCAAGGGAAAUAUCGAGAUUGUUUCUCCGAACGGUGGCUUGGCUCCCCUUUAUUUUAACACCACCGCCACGGACGGCUACACAAGCGAAAUCGCGGCAUGGCUACAACUUUCGACUGGCGGCGGGGAUGUUGGUCGACCUUCCAUGGAGUUAGGCUCGGGCGACGUUACGCUCGAUCCAGGAAUUUGGGAGACGCCGGGAGCCAACGUGUCCUGCUUCCCCCCAUGCACAUACAUAUUCCCGCCUAUUACACUGCCGAGUCCCACUACUUUAGUCUAUCCUCCGUUGCCCACUUCAAUCGAGGUUGGAUGGUGGAAUACGACAGUAUUAACCUGGAGGGGAACUGCCUCGUCGACUUCUAUAUACUUCAGCACCGUCAUUAGUACAACUAUCAGCAUUCCUCCCAUCACGACUUCCAUCAUCUCUCUGUCCGAUGUGGUUGUCUCUGACACUACCCCGAUAGUUAUCCAUCCAAAGCCAUCAGUUAUUGGUCCUCUCUUCAGUAUUACGGAUCCAACUGUCAUCGACAACCUUACCAUUGCUAGCACUCCGAGUCCUCGGCCAUUCUACCCACCCCCAUGGCCUGGCUCGGCGUGGACAUCAAAUCCGGGCUAUACUACAAGCCCUACAUCCGGAGAAGUGACGUCUGCAUCCACCUCGACGUAUCAAAAUCAGACGACGAUGAGCAUGUCUAGCUCUACAUCUGGACUGACAUCCGUUCCAACGUGGACUAGCCAGACCACAGGCACGUCGGCUUCUGCAUCUCAGCCAACACCUAGUCCAACUUCUACAUAUCCAAGCCAGACUACGAUGAUGACCUCCACUUCAGAACCAGGUGGCCACUACACAUCAUCUAGCGAUUUGAUUACCAGUUCUGUCUCUCAAAACUCUGGCCCACCUAACCCCCGGUGCACACAGGCCCAUGGAUGUGGCAAGAAGUGCACAGAAGGGGUCUUUGGUGAUAUUUUCCAUCGUUGUGAUGAUGACGAUGGUAAUGGAUGCGGACCUUUCGGAAUUUUCUGUCUACCAUGGCCCGGUAAAUAUCACUCCCAUCAAUCUCUUCCUCCUUUUUAUUUGUCCUUUUUUUUCGUGAUCAUGGGUAACAUGAUUUGCCACAGGACCGCCUUUUCCUGCUUUUCCUCCACCCCCUCCACCCCCUCCUCCACCCCCUGUUGGGGGCCCUGGAAACAUUGGAGGCUCGGAGGACCCGACGCCCUCGAAUACGCCGUCAACAUCGAGUUGCUCAACGGAGACCUACAGUUCAUGCAGGACUGUCUGCGCUGUUGCAUCCCCUACUACUUCGUGCUCAUCGACCUGUAA